Lycium ferocissimum is the source of this 558-nucleotide messenger RNA. RefSeq lists its product as uncharacterized. The coding region runs from base 1 to 558 and encodes 185 amino acids. The record is from RefSeq and is a predicted model, not a curated record. NCBI's taxonomy places the organism in Eukaryota, Viridiplantae, Streptophyta, Magnoliopsida, Solanales, Solanaceae. The transcript is spliced from 2 exons.
AUGUACAAAGCAAAGCCUCCCUUUCCUCAGAGGUUGGCAAAGAAGAAUGAUGAUGCUAAGUGUCAGAAGUUCUAUGAUCAGUUGAAGCAGUUAACAGUGAAUUUUCCAUUCUUAGAUGCUGUCAAAGAGAUGCCCGGAUUUGCUAAGUUUGUGAAAGACCUGCUUACGAAGAAAAGGUUUGUUCAACAUGAGACAGUGAAUUUAACUCAUCGUGUGAGUUCGAUUAUUGCUUCCACCACAGUUCAGAAGAAGGGAGAUCCAGGGGCGUUUACCAUUCCGUGCAAUAUUGGGCUUCAUGCAUUCGCCCGUGCUCUGUGUGAUAAUGGGGCAAGUAUCAACUUGAUGCCCCUUGCUAUUUUCAAACAAUCCGGAUUGGGAAUGCCUAGACCGACUUCUAUGCGAUUACAAAUGGCGGACAGAUCUAUCAAGAAGCCAGUUGGGGUUAUAGAUGAUGUGUUGGUGCAAGUGGAGAUAUUCCCAUCAUCUUGGGAAGACCCUUCCUUGCUACGGGCAGAGCGCUUAUGGACUCUGAAAAGAAUGAAAUUAAGUUCCGAGUGA